AUGGACAACUACAUCAAGGAUCUCGACUAUGAAUACACUUGCAAGAUCAAGUACGAUUCCGCCGUCCCGCCCGCUUGGGACCGGACUCUGAAUGUCGGUUGGUCCCGCCUCCCCCGGGGCUCCAAGGAGGGAGAGGGCGACGACGUUGCGGCCUUUAAGGCCAUGACCGCUUCGAAUACUCGAAAAGUUGGCCACUGGGACUACUUCACCCUGCCCGCCAAUGUUGCCCUGAAGAUCUGCCGCUAUAUAAUCCAACAACACUCCACUGACAAACCGAUCCGCCUCAGCAGGUUGUCUGUCUACAGUGGCCUAUAUCCUAUCACUGAGGACACGGACCGGGAUGUUUGGGAAAGCGAGUUCUUCGAGACUCCGAAGCAAGCAUCACGUGCUGUCACUCCUUACCUCCUUGUCAGUCGUGGCUUUCGGACCAACCUUUCAGCUGCCUUUCUCCUCACCCGUCGGUACCAUUUCGUCGUUUCGCCCUUUGACCAUGUCACAGACCUGAAUUGGCUCGCCCGUAAUGGCCCCUGUCUAAAAAACAUCACCAUGGAAUUUGAUUGCACCAGGUAUUAUGGUGGCAAGCCCCAGACGAGAGAAAAGGUUGAAGCUGCCAAGCACCCUGGGGGUGUCGACAAGGAGCAGUUAAAAACUGCACUGGCGCCUGGCAAAGAUGCCAGGGAAUCCGUCAAGCACUACAAACGGGUACUGCUUCCCAUGUUGGAAAUGCUAACCAGCGGCCGAGAAUUUCCCGUCAACCGUUUGACUAUCAUGGUCAGAAAGUACCAGGGAUCGCGGGAGAGCAUGCCGCAAGGUUACCCCUACUUUGAUCCGACAUGGCUGAAUUUCCUCCUCGUGAUUCCAUGCGUCCUCCAAUCAAAUGUCCGAAAUCUUGAAACAAUCGGCGUCCCUCCGAAGCUUUUGGGAUUGAUCAUCAACAGAUUCUGGGGAGAGGGAAAACCUCCAACCGAGGACGCUCAGAGACAGCAUUUUACAUGGAGUCCUUCUCCGCCCACCCUCUGGCCCGAGAUGUCGGGGCAGUCCGCAGCAAUUUCCGUACCGGGCUCCCUCGACCUGACCGUUCAAUAUUUGCUUACGCUUGACCACCCAGGCAAAGUUGAGAUCCGCGCCUUUCCAAGCCAGGAAGCACAGAAAGAGCAGCAGGAGCAGCAGUCUGCCAAGAAACGAAAGUCAAAACGCAAGAAGAAGAAGACCAAAAAGUCCUCCAUUCUUCCCGAAGAGGCUCCCAUACCACAACCAGAACGCGUGGUAGAACCCGAGGAACAAUCGGGAGAACAGGCGCACUCGCAACCGCCCUCCCGGCUCUCGGUAAUGACGCCCUCAACCGCGACCGCGACCGCAGCUGCGGAUGUGGAAGCUGAUUCAUCGCCUGAAAGGGAGCCUGGAGCAAUGAGAUGCUUGGACAGGCUUGGCUCAUGGGGACUGGGAAGGUGGUGGGAUGGGCGAAAGGAGGCAGAACCAGCAGACCAAGAUGCCAUGUCCUCGCCCGAAAGGAAAGCCCUCCACCUGCAGCGCGCCAGGGACAAGUUUAUGGAGCUGUCGAACUUGCUGGAGGCGUCGUUUCCGGCACCUCCGAUUUCUUCGGAAACUUUAGCUGCUCCCGGUACUGGUACUCUAAGUACACAAACUGGAUUAGGAGUACCUCGAGCUACUCUAGCUGGCCCCCUUCUGCCGCCUCCACCUAAACCUGCAACACCGCAGCAGCCACACUCCCAUCUACCCGUUACGCCUGCAUUGCCUGGUCCUUCUGCUGUGUCUAUCCCGAUGCCUGAUGGAAAGCGGACGAGGCUUACGGAUGAGGACCGCCAGCCCAGUAGUGCCGGUUCUACUCCAAAUGGGAAUGACGCUGGAGACUUGAGCGAAUCUAGAGGCAGUGGUGAUACGAGGUCAGGGCAUAGAACUGCCUCUGGUAGUACAAGUUGUCCUGCGGCUGGUAAUGAUAUCAAAACCGGUACACCUCAAGCCGGUUCCUCUGCUUCAACCGCCAUUGAGUCAAAGGCCCCCGCUGGAAAUGCUGCCGCUGGAACUACCACUGGUGCUGCCGCUGUUGAGGACAAUGACAAGGGUCUCGGGCUCUGGGAGACUAAUAAUACUACCUUUAGUGUUGAGAAGGGGUGGAUUAUGGUUUUGAGGAAGAAGAAGAAUAAGAAUAAGAAGGCCGGUGAGAAUAAGUGUGUGAAGCCUGGGGGUACUUCUACCUCAACCUCUAGCUCGAAGGAGGCUGAGAGCAAGGCUGGACUACCACAAUCACCACAAGCGGCACGACCUUCUCCUCCACCACCUUCAGAUCUACACAUUGCUGGCUCAAAUUUGGGUGACUCGAAUGAUCCUAAGGGUGAGGAGAGAUCUGGAUCACAAUCACCUCCCUGGCUACAAUGGUCUUCAUUUUCAGAAGCUUCACUACCGACACCAUGGCUGUCGAUGGAGGUGCCAAAGGAACAAGUACUCAACGAAUCUGCUGAAGAUGUAAAGGCUAGAGAGGGGGUUGACGCAGACCAAUUCAACUUUCCUACCUCUAGCCAAGACACUCAGGUUUGCAGUAUCGUCAGUACAGUAGCAAGGAAUCCUAAAGCAAAAGGUAAAGCACGGUGGACUGGAAGCCCGAAGCCGCCCGACGAGGACAAGGACGUUGAGAGCACGAAGGUUGAGAGCAAUCCUGUAUCACGACCGCAACCGCAACCGCAACCGCAACUAAUGGCCGCAAUGCAUCCUUUGCAACCGACCAUUCAGGUACCAACUAUAUCCCCAGUGCCAGCCGUGUCCCAAGUUCAGAUGCAACCGAUGCCCCAGAUGCAACCGAUUGUCCAAAUCUUCAACUACUACCAGGUACCAACAACAACGAUGUCCCAGGUACCACCAAAUCCGCCGGCGCAUGCUUCACAACCAACCCAUCCCUUUCAGCAACCAUAUCAAGCACCCCAAUCGAUGUACCUAGGGCACGAGCGAUGUAACGCGCAAAGGUGCUAUCAGGAGACCCCAGAGCACUUUCACCCCCCAAACAUGAUGGUUGAUGGAUCAUGGGUCUACGUUGCUGGGGCUAGGGAGUCUGACUUCAGGAAGCAAGAGGGGAAGAAGCAUGGAGCCGAGAAGCCUGCACCUCCGAAGCCUGAAACCGAGGAGCCCGAAACGGAAAAGUCCGCACCUUCAAAGUUAGAGCAGGAGCAGGAGCAGUUUCAGGAGCUGAGUGUUGAGGGCGAGGGCGAGGGCGAUGCUGCUGGGGGUGAAAGACCGGUCUCCGAUGAUGGUCAAGAUCACGAGGAGCUAGAUCACGAGCAGCCUGAUCAAGAGCAGCUGGAUCAGGAGCAACCGGACUGGGACUCAUGGGAGUGGGAGCAAGGGGAUGAGGGGUACGUCAGUGAACAAAGUCAGGAUCGUCUUGCGCUUCUGGAGCAGGAAGUGGCUCAGCUGCUGGAAGAGGUUCAGUUCCUGGAGGAGCAAGAUCAGGAUCAGGGUUAG
This is a messenger RNA of Neurospora tetraspora, 3474 nucleotides long. RefSeq lists its product as uncharacterized. The transcript has 8 exons. NCBI's taxonomy places the organism in Eukaryota, Fungi, Ascomycota, Sordariomycetes, Sordariales, Sordariaceae. The record is from RefSeq and is a predicted model, not a curated record. Bases 1 to 3474 code for a protein of 1157 amino acids.